AUGCUGCUUCACGACCGCAGCCCCGAUGCCUCUCCCUUCAACGGAGCGUCGCAACAACGACAUUACGCCUUCAACAAGUCAUACAAUUCCGACAUGUCAAUGGCAUCCUCCAUGCCAAAUUCCAGCAUCUCCAAGUCGCUUCUGUUUGCGUCGCCUGCUCCUGCGCAGCCCUCCAGGCAUGAACGACAGCAAUCUUACUCUCCGUCGGCCUCCCUCAGCUCCAUCCCCUCUCAUGUGCGAACGCAAUCUCUGCAGCGUCAGUCAAGCGCCUCCAACACUUUCGCGCCAAAGUUCAUCAAGUCGGAGGAGAUGAGGAAAAGCGAAGAGAGGAUCUCGGCGAUCGAAGGGGAGAAUGAUUUCUCGGGCAAACGAUAUGUCUGGGUCAAGGAUCCUGAAAAGGCAUUUGUGCGUGGUUGGAUUACAGAAGAUCUUCCUGGGAAUAGAGUUCUUGUUCAAUUUGACAACGGCUCCCAAAUAGAGACCGAUGUCGACGAGGUGGAUAAGGUCAACCCGGCCAAAUUUGACAAAGCAGACGACAUGGCCGAACUCACGCAUCUCAAUGAAGCUUCGGUGAUUCAUAACCUCCUCACACGGUACCAGGCGGAUCUCAUAUACACUUACUCGGGACUCUUUUUGGUUACCGUCAACCCUUACUGUCCACUACCUAUUUACGGCAACGAUUAUGUGAGGAUGUACAAAGGCCAGGCGCGAGAAGACACACGUCCACAUAUCUUUGCUGUGUCCGACGCCGCAUUCCGUCGAUUGGUAGAAGAGGGGGAGAACCAGAGUAUCUUGGUGACAGGAGAGUCCGGGGCUGGCAAGACUGAAAACACGAAAAAAGUCAUACAAUAUCUGGCUGCCGUCGCAACAUCCGAUCUUGAUACGCCGUUGACUGGAAGGGCUCCCGGGAAACAGCUCUCCAAUCUUUCUCAGCAAAUCCUUCGCGCCAACCCCAUCUUGGAAUCUUUUGGUAAUGCCCAAACGGUCAGAAACAACAACUCGUCGAGAUUUGGCAAAUUUAUUCGAAUUCAAUUCACUCGAUCUGGCCAAAUUGCAGGUGCUUUCAUUGAUUGGUACCUCCUUGAGAAGUCAAGGGUGGUCAAAGUCAGUCAACAGGAACGCAGUUACCACGUAUUCUACCAGCUCCUGGCGGGAGCUAGCCAACGAAUGAGAGAUGCCCUGUUGAUCUCCGGGAUGGAUGUGGAGGACUUUGCUUAUACAAGAGCUGGGAAUGACACCAUCGGUGGCGUUUCCGACCGUGAUGAGUGGAAUACAUUGAUCGAAGCCUUCCACAUCAUGAACUUUUCCGACAAGGAACAGAUGGCCAUUUUCCGGACGAUGGCGGCAAUCCUGCAUCUGGGAAAUGUCGCCGUUCGACAAGAAAGCAGAGCGGCGGAUCAAGCUUCACUGACUCCAGAAGCCAAAGCAUCGGUGGACAAGGCCUGUCAAUUGUUGGGGGUUCAGACGGAGCCAUUCGUCAACGGCCUUCUGCAUCCAAAGGUUAAAGCUGGACGGGAAUGGGUGGAGAAAGUGCAAACUCCCGAGCAAGUCCGGUUGGCCCUUGACGCUCUAUCAAAAGGUAUCUAUGAACGUGGCUUUGGAGAUCUGGUCUCCAAAAUCAACACCCAACUUGACCGGGGGGGAGUCAGCAGUGAUGACAGUCACUUCAUCGGAGUUCUCGAUAUUGCUGGGUUUGAGAUCUUCGAGACCAACAGCUUUGAACAACUCUGCAUCAACUACACCAAUGAGAAAUUGCAACAAUUCUUCAACCACUACAUGUUCGUCCUGGAACAAGAAGAAUACGCGCGAGAGCAAAUCGAAUGGCAAUUUAUCGACUUCGGAAAGGACCUUCAACCCACCAUCGACCUGAUAGAGCUGCCCAACCCGAUUGGGAUCUUCUCCUGUCUUGACGAAGACUCUGUCAUGCCCAAAGCUACAGACAAAUCUUUCACAGAUAAAUUGCACUCGCUGUGGGAGAAGAAGACGCCCAAAUAUGCACCUGCCCGUACUAGGCAGGGCUUCAUUCUGACGCACUAUGCGGCCGAGGUUGAAUAUUCCACGGAAGGUUGGCUUGAAAAGAAUAAGGAUCCUCUCAACGACAAUCUCACUCGGCUUCUCGCAGCUUCGAAAGAUGAACACAUUAGCAGCCUUUUCGGCGAUUAUGUCGACGAAAUGGAUGAGCCAUACAGCCCUCGCAGUCGUGUCAAGAAAGGCCUAUUUCGAACGGUCGCGCAGAGACACAAAGAACAGUUGACCAGCUUGAUGAGGCAGCUGCACUCCACACAACCCCAUUUCGUUCGAUGCAUCCUUCCGAAUCACAAGAAGAAACCAAAGCAAUUCAAUGCUCCGCUGGUUCUGGAUCAAUUACGCUGCAAUGGUGUGCUGGAAGGUAUUCGAAUAGCUCGCACCGGAUUCCCCAACCGUUUGUCCUUUGCGGAAUUCAGGUCGAGAUACGAGGUUCUAUGUGAAAAUAUGCCGAGAGGAUACCUGGGGGGCCAAGAGGCGGCAAAGAUCAUGCUUGAUCGGCUGAAGAUGGAUCGAUCCAAUUAUCGAGUGGGUCUGACAAAAGUUUUCUUCAGAGCAGGUGUGCUCGCCGAUCUAGAAGAACAGCGGGAUAGUCUGAUCCGGGAUAUCAUGUCCAGGUUUCAGUCUCGUGCUCGAGGUUUCACGCAGCGACGUCAGGCUUUCAAGCAGCUUUAUCGUGCCGAGGCCACUCGGGUCAUCCAACGGAACCUCAACGUCUACCUUGAUCUUCAAGCCAACCCAUGGUGGCGGUUAUUGGUUCGGAUGAAGCCUUUGUUGGGAGCAACUAGAACGGCGAGCGAAGUAAAGAAGCGGGAUGAAAAGAUCGAACAACUACAAGCGAAAAUGAGACAAGAUGCGGCGGAGAGACACCGAGUUGAGGAUGAGCGAAGACGUGCCGAAAUUGAUGUUCAACGAAUCCAGCAGACUCUGGAAGCUGAACGAGCUCUGGCUCUUGACAAGGAGGAAAUAUUCAAGAGACUGCAAUAUCGUGAGAGCGAACUGACCGAGAAGCUGUCUGAAGCGAUUGCGGAACAAGAAACCCUGGAAGAUCAACUGGACGAGGCAAUGGUUUCCCGAAAGAAGGCUGAAGAAGAGCUUAGCACUCGACGGGAACAAGUCCUCCAGGCCGGACAAAUCAUAACUCGACUAGAAGCAGAAAAAAAGGACCUUCAGCGUCAGGUGGACAAGCUGGAAGACGAGCUCGAAAAUGUCGAAAAGACACACUCCCAGAAUGAUGAUCGGCUGGAAACAAUUAGUCGUGAGCUCCGGACGUUAAAAACUCAGUUGGGAGUGAAAGACCAGAAAAUAUUCGACCUCGACACCAGUCUAAAGCGAGCUGAAAAGGACAAGGAAGAUCGUACCACAAGUCUGGAGCAAGAAUUGCGAUCUUUGAGAAGCCAACUCACACAACGAGACAGAGCGACGGAGGACUUGGAAAAGAAGCUACGCAGAGCUGAGUCUCUGCGUGCCGAGGACAAUAAGCGUCACACUGAGGAUCAUGAAUCCCAAAUCCGAGUGCUGAGAAGUGAAUUGAAUAACAAAGAUCGAAAGAUGCAGGAACUCGAAGAUGACCUUUCCAAGAUGGACAAAGAGGCCGAGACCAAGUUGACGAAUACGAGCCACGAACUGACAAUAACGAAGAAGCUGUUGAGAGAGCUUCAAGGCCAGAAUGAUGAGCUUCGCAAGCAAGUCACGUCAAUGUCGAUGACGUCCUCAAAACAUGAAGAAGCCCUUCGUCGCAAGGAGGGUGAACUGUCAGCUCUGAUGGCUGAUGUCCAGCAACAUGAACGGGAAAAGUCGGGCCUACGAGAAGAGAAUGAUGCUCUCGCGGGACGACAUGAAAGUAUGCAGGCCAAGCACAGAGAGUUGCAAGGAGAUCUGGAUAACUUGAGGGCGCAGAGAGCAAGGAUGGAGAGAGAAGCGGCGGAAGUACGGAGAUGUUUGGAACGAGUCAUGCCAUUUUUUACGCAGAACUUUUCGUGA
Molecule: messenger RNA, 4008 nt
Organism: Rhinocladiella mackenziei CBS 650.93
Lineage: Eukaryota; Fungi; Ascomycota; Eurotiomycetes; Chaetothyriales; Herpotrichiellaceae
Exons: 1
Coding region: 1-4008 (1335 amino acids)
Biological process (GO): actin filament organization; vesicle transport along actin filament
Cellular component (GO): cytoplasm; myosin complex; vesicle
Molecular function (GO): actin filament binding; microfilament motor activity; ATP binding
Source: RefSeq, a predicted model, not a curated record